AUGAGUAACGAGAGAGUAAAGAUGCGCAAGCAAUUGGGACUUUUGGAAGGUGUCGCUAUUAUAUUAGGUAUAAUCUUCGGGAGUGGUAUUUUCAUUUCACCCAAGGAAGUUUUAGAAAAAACGGGGUCAGUGUGGGGUGCAAUAUCCGUAUGGAUCAUAUGUGGACUCUUGGCGACCCUAGGGGCUUUGUCGUAUGCUGAAUUAGGUACCACGCUAGCACAAAGUGGAGGGGAUUACCAUUACAUUAAUGAAGCCUUCGGACCACUACCAGCAUUUCUUUACCUGUGGGAUGCGAAUCUUAUAUUUGUACCUAGCACCAAUGCUAUAAUGGCAUUGACAUUCGCCAACAACUUAUUGGAACCACUGUUCCCAAAUUGUCCAAUAGAUCCAUUGAGUCAAAAACUAAUAGCUGCUGUUACAAUUUGUCUAAUAACAUUCAUAAAUGCAUAUGAUGUGAAAUUUACGACAAGAAUUCAAAAUGUUUUCAUGUUUACAAAAAUUUUUGCUCUUAUAGUCAUUAUUAUUGGAGGAAUAGUUUGGAUUUCUCAAGGAAAAGUAGAAAAUUUCCACGAUGGGUGGGCAGGCACCAAGACAUCUGUUAGUGACUGGUCUGUGGCUUUCUAUUCUGGAAUAUUCUCGUACUCUGGCUGGAAUUACCUUAAUUUUAUGACGGAGGAAUUGCGAGAUCCGUAUGUGAACUUGCCGCGGGCGAUUUACCUGUCUCUGCCGCUGGUAACAGCAAUCUACCUGCUGGCCAACCUCUCGUACCUGGCCGUUUUGGGCCCAGUGGGCGUCAGAGCUACUGAGGCGAUCGCUGUCGACUUUGCGGCGGCCGCGCUGGGCUGGCUGCACUGGGCGAUGCCGGGGCUCGUGGCCGUGGCCGUGGCGGGCGGGCUCAGCGUGCACGUGAUGACCUCCUCGCGGAUGUGCUUCGCCGGUGCGCGCAACGGGCACAUGCCCGAGCUGCUGGCGCACAUCAACCUUGCCUGCAUGUCUCCGCUACCCUCGCUGCUCUUCCUGAUGCUGAUAUCGCUGGUGAUGUUGAUCCCGAAUAGCCUGACUUCGCUGAUCACUUACUGCACCGUGGUGGAGUCCUUCUUCACCACGCUCAGUUGCAGCGCCGUGCUCUGGCUGCGAUACAAGAAGCCCGAGUUGGCGCGGCCCAUCAAGGUGGCGCUGUGGAAGCCGUGCGUUUUCGUGUCGACGAGCGCCCUCCUGCUGGUGGUGCCGGUGGCGAGCGAGCCGGCGGCGGUGGUGGCGGGCGCCCUCAUCACGCUCUCGGGCGUGCCCGUCUACCUGCUGCUGGUGCGCGCCCGCCCCAACCUUCUGCACGCCGCCUCCACCAAGUUCACACACUUCUGCCAGAAACUUUUCUUCUCCGCCGUCGAGGACAAGGAGCAG
Molecule: messenger RNA, 1401 nt
Organism: Iphiclides podalirius (scarce swallowtail)
Lineage: Eukaryota; Metazoa; Arthropoda; Insecta; Lepidoptera; Papilionidae
Source: the annotation of a GenBank genome assembly